Messenger RNA from Lampris incognitus (smalleye Pacific opah), 3988 nucleotides. It is a transcript of the gene tec, whose product is annotated as tec protein tyrosine kinase. Gene Ontology annotation, molecular function: protein binding; ATP binding; non-membrane spanning protein tyrosine kinase activity. The record is from RefSeq and is a predicted model, not a curated record. Gene Ontology annotation, biological process: intracellular signal transduction; adaptive immune response; peptidyl-tyrosine autophosphorylation. NCBI's taxonomy places the organism in Eukaryota, Metazoa, Chordata, Actinopteri, Lampriformes, Lampridae. The transcript is spliced from 18 exons. Bases 95 to 2035 code for a protein of 646 amino acids.
GACGCAGACGGUCCAGAGACGACCCGGUCCCCCGCUGGACGGGCUGCAGGUCUGGUGUGAUGACCAAUGGGCUGCGGGCGUGGGCGGGGCUAGGAUGAGUGCGGAGCCGCUAUUGGAGGAGACGCUGAUCAAGCGUUCGCAGCAGAAGAAGAGGACGUCUCCCCUGAACUACAAGGCGAGGCUGUUUGUCCUCACCAAGACUCAGCUGUGCUACUACGACGGCAGGGCUGAGAGACGCUGCAGGAAAGGCCUGAUCGAGCUGAGCCGGGUCAGAUGUGUGGAGAUCGUCAAGAAUGGAGGAGAAGUCAUACCCUGUGAAAAUAAAUACCCCUUCCAGGUGGUGUAUGACUCCAACACUCUCUAUAUAUUUGCUGCCAGUCACAACAGCAGAAGUGUGUGGGUCCAAAGUCUGAAGAAGGAGAUUAAAAACAACAUGGUGAUCGUAGCAAAGUUCCACCCCCAAUUCUGGCAGGAGGGGGCGUGGCUUUGCUGCCGCCAGGAGGAAAAACUGGCCGUGGGCUGUGAGGAGUACAACUUGUUCGGAGACAUUUCCAGGAAACCCCUACCUCCCAUUCCUGGACAGCACAGAGAAGAGAGGACGUCUGGCCGGCCUCCUCCACCGCCGCCCCCCGGCCCUGAAGAGGAGGGUGAGGAUGAUGAAGACGAGGAGGAUGACAACAACGAGCAGGUGGUCAUAGCGCUGUACGAUUUCCCCGGCAUGGAGCCACAUGAUCUGUCUCUGGUCCAGGGAGGAGAAUACGUCAUCCUGGAAAAGUGUGAUGUCAACUGGUACAAGGCCCGCAACUCAUACGGAGAGGAGGGUUACAUCCCCAGCAACUACGUGACGGAGAAGAAACUGAACAACCUUCAGCAGUUUGUCUGGUACAGCAAACAUGUCAACAGGAACAAGGCAGAGGAGCUUCUUAGGAGGGAGGACAAGGAAGGAGCGUUCUUAGUCAGAGACUCCAGUAGUCCAGGAGCCUACACCGUCUCUCUCUACACCAAGUCUGUACCCGGGGAAGGCGGAGCAGCCAUUAAACAUUACCACAUCAAGGAGAUCGAAGGCUCAAUACGGCAGUUCUACCUGGCCGAGAAACACCUGUUCAACUCUAUCCCUGAUCUUAUAGAGUACCACAAACACAACGCCGCAGGUCUGGUAGCCAGGUUAAGGUAUCCGGUACGUAAACAGGACAGGUCUGCUCCGUCCACCGCUGGCUUCAGUUAUGCAAAAUGGGAGAUUAAUCCCAGCGAGUUGACCUUCAUGAAGGAACUGGGCAGUGGUCAGUUUGGACUGGUGCGACUGGGAAAAUGGAGAGCUCAGUACAAGGUGGCUAUCAAGGCCAUCAGGGAGGGAGCCAUGUACGAGGAAGACUUUAUCGAAGAGGCCAAGGUCAUGAUGAAACUGUCCCAUCCUAAACUGGUCCAGCUGUACGGCAUGUGUAGCCAGCAGCGGCCCAUCUACAUCGUGACAGAGCUCAUGGAGCUUGGCUGUCUGCUCAAUUUCCUCCGGCAGCGGCGGGGCAGUUUCGGUCUAGGGUCCUUACUGAGCAUCUGUCAGGACGUGGCUGAAGGCAUGGGGCACCUGGAGACUCACGGCUUCAUCCACAGAGACUUGGCAGCCAGAAACUGUUUGGUGAAUGAUUCUCUGGUGGUGAAGGUGUCAGAUUUCGGCAUGGCCAGGUAUGUGCUAGAUGACCAGUACACCACUUCCUCUGGAGCCAAGUUCCCAGUGAAGUGGUCUCCUCCAGAAGUCUUCAACUUCUGUAAAUACAGCAGCAAGUCAGACGUCUGGUCCUAUGGUGUGUUGAUGUGGGAGGUCUUCACCGAAGGGCGUAUGCCAUUCGAGCAGAGCCAGAACCACGAGGUGGUUGCCUUGGUAACACAGGGACACCGGCUCUACAGACCAAAACAGGCCCCGCCCACCAUGUAUGACAUCAUGCAGCUGUGCUGGCAUGAGAGGCCAGAGGAGCGCCCAUCUUUCUCUCAGAUCUGUCUGAUGAUCUCCAGCGCUCUGGAGGGCGACGCCCCUCCCUAGCUAAACCAACCAAUCAGCUACUCCACCACAAAGCCACAGCCAAUAAAAAAAAAACCAGCCUCUGAAUGACGCUCAAGAACUGGUUUAUUCUCCACCGGCGGAUGUCCAAAAUACCGCCAGCGUCACGGUGGGGGCGCUGUGGAGAACACUUUCCUAUCUACAAUCAUCAGUCACAGAAAACAGGCAGCGACAUAAAGACCAAACUCUGAAACGGACCAGUCAGGUGCUACCAGUCACAUCCUCCAGAAUCCACACACCUAUCCAACACGUCUCUGUCACUUCACAUCGUGUGGUACCCACAGAGACGUGGGCGGUGGACUCAUUCUAGUUUAAACACCGACGUUUGGACUGACCGCUUUAACUCUGGGAUCACACUGACAGAAAUCCAACCAAAAUGCCAAACUGACCAAGCAAAGCCCAUGAGCGGUAAGGUUAGGGAACUCAAAUGUAGUUCCUGUACUCCCAAAGGAAUCGGUACAGAGGUGGAUCGUACAUCACUUCCCUAGCAAGCGCUUACAUUCAUGUUUGUUGGUAUGAAAUCUUGAGCGGUACUCAGUUAACUGGAAUGACUUGGCAUUAGACCAGUCAAAACUGAGUCACUGGUGUUUUUCUGUGGAGGACAAUACUGUCUGACCGCUAUAGCCAAUAGUGUUGUAGUGAUGGGCGGGGCAUCAACAGUGCCAGUGCAUGAUUGGCUGCAGAUAAUUAACCUCGCAAUAAAAGUUCUACUGUAGCCAAACAAGAAGAGACUGUACGUGGUCUUUUCUUGUUUGUCUUUCUGGUCUUAGAAAAUGAAACGCCUGUUUGUUUGUUUGUUUGUUUGUUUGUUUGUUUUCAGACUCCAGCAUGUGAAUGCGUAUUUAUUCUUAACAAUAGUGCAAUUGUUAAGUAUUUUUGGCUAAUGAUUUGUAUCCUCAGAACAGUGACUCACUUACUUGAUUUAAUCCUCUUAUAUCCCUUGGGAGCAGAGGGCAUCUCUUCUGCACAGUGGACUUUACUUCUUGCCAGGAGGUCCCCAUCUUAUUUAGCUCUUCAAGCAUGAACCACCUCUAGUAGUUUCCGGUCUUCCUGGCUUCCCUGUCUUAUCAGUUUGGUUGGUCCGUGCAAAGAACACCAUAACCAGACUGCCAGAUCUAGAAUCGUGGAUGGCCUCCAUGCACUUCUGUGGAGCUCUGAGGCCUGAGAACAGCAUUAGGGUCAUUAGAUUACAUUACAUUACAUUACAGUCAUUCAGCCGACGCUUUUAUCCAAAGCGACUUACAAUAAGUGCAUUUAAGGUAGGAAAUCAGGAGAACUACUAGUCAUCAGAGGUCAUAAGUGCAUCUAAACAAGCAUCUAAGAGCAAAACCAGUGCUAAAGUAAAAGCACAAGAAAGAGAUUUGUUUUAAAUGAGUGAAUACAAUAAGUGCUAAGAACAAGUAACAGGGUAGUAGUUCUUGAAGAGGUGAGUUUUCAACCUGCGCUGAAAGAUGGGCAGGACUCCUCUGUCCUGACAUCAGUGGGGAGUUCAGUCCACCACUGUGGGGCCAGGACAGAACAGAGCCGGGACCGGGUCGAUCGGCAGCGGGGGCUUCUGAGCGACAGGGCAACCAGGCGUCCCGAGGCAGCAGAGCGAAGUGGUCUUGACCAUGGCCUGGAGACAGGAACAUCUACAUUUACUUGUUUAGAAAAGAUGCAUGUGCUCCUAUUUUCAACGGGAAAACAUGACAUUUCUCUACAGCAGCUCUGGAAUAUCUGAGUUGCUGCUGUCCCUCAUGUUUAUAUACUGAAGCCAGCAGUGCUGUCGGUCACAUUUCACAAGUACGUGUUGUGAAGACUUAUUCUUUAUGAGCAUGAGGGCUCCUUCCAUGACCGACUUUUUCUAUGCAUUAAAAGUAAUACAAGAUAAUACAUGUUGCAUCAAUAACAGAAAUAUAUAAUCUGGACGUUUUUUGCAAUAAACAAGACCUGCUU